Molecule: messenger RNA, 378 nt
Organism: Prorocentrum cordatum
Lineage: Eukaryota; Dinophyceae; Prorocentrales; Prorocentraceae
Source: the annotation of a GenBank genome assembly
AUGUCGGCCGGCGUGCCCAUGGAGCCCCAGCAGGAGAUGAUGUACGCGGCGCCCGCGGAGCCGCAGCGCAUGAACAUCUCCCCGGAGAUGUUCCAGAAGCUCAUGGCCGGGCAUCCCGUGACUGAGGAGGAGAUCCACGCGGACGCCGCGGCCAUGGGCGGGGCGGCGGCCAUGGGCGGGGCGGCGCCCGUCGUGGAGGCGGCCACGGCGGCGGUCGACGCCGCCGCCGACGCGGUGGGCGCGAAGAAGAAGUCCAAGAAGGAGAAGAAGAGCAAGGACCGGACGGGAGCAAGAAGGUCAAGACCAAGUCCGGGAAGAAGAAGGGCUGCUGCUGAGCGCCGGCGGUGGCCGUUUACCCCGUGGGGGCUUUUGAUUUAA